Molecule: messenger RNA, 1064 nt
Organism: Xenopus laevis (African clawed frog)
Lineage: Eukaryota; Metazoa; Chordata; Amphibia; Anura; Pipidae
Gene: uox.S
Product: uricase
Exons: 8
Coding region: 114-1028 (304 amino acids)
Source: RefSeq, a predicted model, not a curated record
UACAAUCUGAUUGGCUGAAUCCUCCAGUACAGUACAGAAAGCCUUGCCAAGUUAGGUUUGCAAUUGCUGACAGCCAUUAGCUUUUACACUGCCGUUGCACAGUCUCAGGAAGAAUGGCGCAGUACCAUGGACGUCUAUCAAAGGAUUCAGAUGUUGAAUUUGCUCACACAGGCUAUGGCAAAAAUGCAGUUAAAGUCCUUCAGAUCAAGAGGAGUGGAAAGCAACAUUUUAUUAAAGAAAUAGAAGCCUCUGUUCAACUUACCUUAAAGUCCAAGAGGGAUUAUUUAGAGGGAGAUAAUUCUGACAUCAUUCCUACAGAUACAAUUAAAAAUACCAUCUAUGCCUUGACAAAACUCAAAGGGAUUAAAACAAUAGAAGAAUUUUCCAUGGAGAUAUCAAGACAUUUUCUCACCUCCUUUAACCAUGUUACUAAUGUGAAAGUUUUUAUUGAGGAAGCCCCAUGGAGGCAUAUGGAAAAGAAUGGAAUGAGCCAUGUGCAUGCAUUUAUUUAUUCACCUGAAGGGGUUCACUUCUGUGAGCUGCAUCAAAAACAGGGAGGUCAACCGGUCAUUUACUCUGGCAUCAAAGAACUAAGAAUUCUGAAAACCACGCAAUCUGGAUUCGAAGGUUUCACAAAAGACCGUUUUACUACACUUCCUGAAGUGAAAGAUCGUUGCUUUUCAACCAUUGUCAACUGCAAAUGGAAAUACGGCACCAAUAAAGCAGUUGAUUACGAUGCAGUUUGGAAAACUAUAGUGGAAACCAUACUUGAUACAUUUGCUGGUCCUUAUGACAAAGGAGAAUAUUCUCCAUCUGUGCAGAAGACCCUCUAUGACAUCCAGGUGCUGAGCCUACAGAAAAUUCCUGAGAUUGAAGAAAUUGAAAUUAUCCUUCCAAACAAACAUUAUUUUACCAUCGACAUGAGCAAAAUGGGCUUGACCAACCAGGAUGAGGUCUUCAUGCCUGCUGACAUUCCUUACGGAAAUAUUGCUGGGACUUUAAGACGGAAACCAUCUUCAAAACUGUAAUAUGCACUGGUCAAAAGAAAACACACUCUAGUUGGC